This is a messenger RNA of Miscanthus lutarioriparius, 177 nucleotides long. The record is from the annotation of a GenBank genome assembly. NCBI's taxonomy places the organism in Eukaryota, Viridiplantae, Streptophyta, Magnoliopsida, Poales, Poaceae.
AUGGAGGCAAGUAUGAAGCCUUAUUACGUGGCCAUCCUCAUACAGCUGAUCUACACUGGCAUGUUCGUGAUAUCCAAGGCUGCGUUCAACCAGGGGAUGAACACCUACAUCUACAUCUUCUAUCGCCAGGCAGCUGGCUCCCUCAUCUUGCUGCCUAUAGCUCUUCUACGAAAGUAA